AAAUAUUUUCAGGUUUUAAAACACACAUUUUGUCAUCCUGAGAAUUAGGUGUUACUUCUGACGUGCAGUAACACCACAUGUGCAGUCAUUCUUGUGUCCUAGUUUUUAUUUCCUUACAAGAUUUUACUUGAUGCCUUGGCGAAUGAUAAUUGUCGACAUUGGUUCCAACUUCCUGCAUUAGUGUCUACACUGCAGACUGCAGUGAGUGUAACUGUAAGUCCAUUAUAAAUUCUACAGGCUUUGACACUUUGAACACUUACCAAUGACACUUUGAUAUCGGUGUCAUCAAGAUGGUGAAUACACCAAUUCCAAGUAGCGUCAAAUCGGAGGCCAAAAAGGCAGCCAAGAUCUUGCAGGAUUUCACUUUCCCAAGUGCAAAGACAGGACCAGACAAAAUCAUUCCAGUAUCAUUGAUCUUGAAAGCAAAGGGUCUUGCCAUUCUGUCCGUUUUUAAGCUCGGUUUCCUUGUGACUGCAAGAGGAGGAAGUGGAAUUGUCAUCGCUAAACUUAAUGAUGGAUCAUGGUCACCGCCGUCAGCCAUUGGGCUUGCUGGACUUGGAGGUGGAUUCGAAAUUGGAGCCGAGGUAACAGAUUUCGUCAUCAUUCUCAACACCCAAUCAGCAGUUGACGCUUUUUCGAAAGGCGGCAACCUCACCCUUGGAGGAAACUUCACGGUCGCUGCAGGACCGUUGGGUCGUAAUGUUGAGGCUGACGUAUCUGUGAAAAGUCCCGCCGCAAUUUAUUCCUACUCGAAGACGAAGGGCCUAUUCGCUGGGAUCUCGAUCGAGGGAAGUGGCUUGAUUGAGAGGAAGGAUGCAAAUAAGAAAUUCUAUGGUGAAGACGUCAGGGCCUUUCAGAUCCUCCAAGGCCUGGUAGACAGACCUCCCGGUUGUGAUCCAUUGUAUAACGUCCUUGAAAAACAGGCGGAAAUUGCUGCCGGGAUCGUUGCCGAUAAAGUCAAGAAGAAAGCUGAGGAAACUGCGCGCAAGUCUUCCGAGUCUGGCUUUCUGUCGAGGUUUGACUUUAAGAAUGCUAGUUUCGGUGGCUCAAAAAAAAGAAAGAGUUCAACGCACUCCCUCCGCGAUCGUUCUCCGCCGACGCCAGAUGAACGUAGACGGCCGUCCUACGAUGUCGAUCGCGUUGUUACCAAACCAGCUAAUACCCGUGGACGAUCCUUGGGAACCAAUUCAAGUGGAAAAUCGUUUUCUGUCUACGACACACGAGGCGCGAAACCAAAAAUCAAAUCCACCCAAAGUUUCAAACGUCCAGCCCCGAAGUCCCACAUUGAUCCCUGGGCUAGUGCCAAACAAAAGAUAAACAAAGUCCGAGCCCUUCAUAAUUAUACUGCUGAUCUGCCGUGUGAUUUAUCCUUCAAUAGCGGUGACGUUAUCGUCGUCUUGACGAUGACAGAGAAGCAGGACGAUUGGUGGGAAGGUGAAGUCCACGGAAAGAGGGGAAUAUUCCCAGCGAACUUCACAAUGGUCAUAAAGUGAUUAAAGGGGGAAGAAAGGCAGGAGCAUGGGGUUAAAUUCACCACCUUUGGGUGACUAAUAUACACAGUAAGGGCACUUGGUCAUGUUGGAUUCAGCACUAUAUAUAUUCCUCAUACAAACGUGAAAGAUGUUGACAUACUGCGAGAUGGGAGAGACCCCUAUUGGUACUUUCGUGUAACUUAAUCUUGCCUACCUAACUGGCGUAUAUUGCCAUGGUGUUAUUUCACGCUGCAUGGCCCAUGGACAAAGGCCUUGUGCACACACAUAAAAUGCUAAUGAGGUGUAGACAGUUAGUGGUUCGAAGAAGAAAUAAGUAGGCCUACAGUAGAACCUCUCUAUCAAGGACACCCCUGGUACUUACAAACGGUGUCCUUAAUAGAGCGGUGUCCUGAUUGCAGAGGUCAAAUCCAAUGGAAGUGACCUAUUUGGAACCAAAUGCAUUGUCCCUAUUAGAGGUGUCCUUAUUAGAGAGGUGUCCGCUAAGGGAGGUUCCACUGUACCUGACAAUAGGAUAUCCCAUAUUUGGUGAAAAAGUCAGGAGGUCUGCCCCAGUUUUUUGACAAGUGCUGUCAAAGUGUCGAGUGUCUGACUGGUAGGGGGGCCGAGUUUAUAUCGACCGCUGCAUUACCUGAAGUAUUAUCCCAUUCUCUAGAUUAAUUAUUUCAGAGACGUGAACAACUAUAGCCUAAAUAUUGUACAAAAUGUCCAUAUAAUAAUUAUUUAUGCAAGACAAUUUUACAGACAGCUGAAUCCCUUGGUCUUAUACUCUGCUUAAAGUGAUACUAUGAUGUGAUUUACAACUUUGCGGAAAUACGUCCGUUUUUUAUUGUUGAUCACAAAUGUAAAGCUCAAAUUUUCCAUUUUUGAUUAGAUAUAUCAUAAAAUCGCUGUUUUAAUCGAAUGUAAACCACCGCGACCACGAAAAUGUUCAUGUUGUGACGUCAUCAACGAAAACGUCGUCGGCGUAGCGCAACUUCAACGGCAUCGAAGCGAGCCGUCUGGGCGGGAUUAAAACCAUCAAUUUCUAGAAAAUGUGCAUUUCGAUUCGAAAACCUUACCGAUUUAUGAGAAAGUGACGUAGUCAUUUGUCAAAAACAGCUAAAACAUUAUACGGUGAAAUUUGACACGAGUUACCCAUUAAAUAUAAAUGUAUGGUAUCAAGAAUAAAUAAAGUCUUUAUCAAUUCAUGAUGGUAUAAACAGCCCUAAAUCUUGAUAAAGAUGCAAAAACCUUGAUGGUCAAGAAGGUUUUUCUCGGCAUGAGAAAGAAUAUAGAAAUUGCGAAAUGAAAUGUAUGCUUAUAGACAAUGUAAGUCCAAGCUUUUGAGCUAUUAUAUAUAUGUAUAUAUGUUUGUUUAUUUCGUACAAAAUUACAUGUAAUAUAAACAAAAUGAAAUAAAACAUUAUUUCUGUGAUAAA
Messenger RNA from Lineus longissimus, 2911 nucleotides. RefSeq names its product SH3 domain-containing YSC84-like protein 1. Bases 291 to 1493 code for a protein of 400 amino acids. Gene Ontology annotation, cellular component: ruffle membrane. Gene Ontology annotation, molecular function: protein binding; phosphatidylinositol binding. NCBI's taxonomy places the organism in Eukaryota, Metazoa, Nemertea, Pilidiophora, Heteronemertea, Lineidae. The transcript has 9 exons. Gene Ontology annotation, biological process: regulation of ruffle assembly. The record is from RefSeq and is a predicted model, not a curated record.